AUGGCAUUGUAUUCGAAGGUGCGCUGGGUCUCGACUGGAGUGCUCGGAUACGGUAGUUCACCAGUGACGUCACAUCCGGCGUACGUCAUUUCUGGCGUGUUCGCGUGUACGGGUGUGGCCGGCCUGUUUGCUCGCGCCCGCAUAAAUGUGUCGCUGCGCCGCAUGGUUUAUAUGGUUUACGUCACUUUGACACAUGGUUAUGUCACCUUGACGUUUGUGGCCGGCCUGAUUGAUUGCGCCCGCAUAAAUGUGUUGCUGCACCGCAUGGUUUAUAUGGUUUACGUCACUUUGACACAUGGUUUAUGUCACCUUGACGUUUGGUCUCUAGCGCUCAUGGCUCUGUGCGGGAAGCCGUGGUGCACCACUUUUUUCGUAGCAGCUGGUUCAGAAAAAGUGGUGAAUAUGUCGGUGGAGGAGAUGAGUCACAUCAACCCGGGCCCGGCGAACACCUUGGACGACAUCCCAAUUCCGUUCAAACCGUUGGAGGAGGCCAAGAAAGAUUUCAUGCCAACUUUCAAUGCAUAUUUCUAUGGCUCACUAAUCGUAUUCGUCAUAACCUUCUACUGGGCAUUUGUGGUUGAGGACCUUUGGAUGUACGAUGCCCGAAUGCCUGUCAAAUCAUACAGAGAUCGACAUAAGGGUAAAAAGCCGUCAGGGGAUGGUGGCAACAAAGCAGGGGCUGCAGCGGCAGCAGCAGCAGCAGCAGGGACCACCCUGGCUAUUGAGGAGAACAAAAAGGAGUCACCGGAAAGCAGUGAGGGAGAUGGGGCAUUUACUGAGGUUGAACACUCGGCUGUGAACAGAAAAGAGCGUGCGGUUGCAAGAGAUCCUGCAGCUCAGCCAGAAGAAGCGACGGGGAAACGGUCCACCGCGCAGGAUCCGAACAAGCUGCCCGAACAGAUACCUUAUCUUCUGGUCGGCUCUGGUACAGCCUCCUAUUAUGCUGCGCUUGCAAUUCGGGCACGUGAUGCGGAUGCCAAAGUGCUAAUUGUGGGUGAGGAAGAGCAUCUGCCGUACACUCGCACCCCGCUAUCCAAGGAGCUCUGGUGGUACGGCGAUGAAGAUGUGUCAGAAACACUCGAAUACAAAGGAUACAGUGGGAGGAGGCGGGAUGUGUACUUCGAGGCCCCGGGAUUUUUCCUGGCGCCUGGCGAGAUUGAUAGCGCGGAGCACGGCGGCGUUGCUUUGGUGAGUGGACAUCGUGUCGUUAAACUGGACGUCCCGUCACAUACGGCAUACCUCGAUGAUGGGCGAACUCUGAAAUACGGAAAAUGCCUAAUUGCGACAGGUGAUCACUUGUAA
Messenger RNA from Gongylonema pulchrum, 1302 nucleotides. Lineage: Eukaryota; Metazoa; Nematoda; Chromadorea; Rhabditida; Gongylonematidae. The record is from the annotation of a GenBank genome assembly.